UCAUAAAUUCGUCUGGUACUUUUGACAGAUAAUGACAAUUCGGUAUUUUUAUGACAUUCUGAAUGUUCGAUUAGCUUUUUCUCAUCAAAUUACAUUAAGUUUACGCGAAUGGAAUUUUUUUUUUUAGAAAUGUACUGUGAUUCGUGACACGUGAAAAAGAAAUAUAAUUUAUUACAUAUUUAAAAAACAAAUUACCCCGGCGAAUUUACAUAAUAAUAGUGUUGCAUAUUGUCAAAAAGAAAAAAAACCAAUAUUUCAAUUUAUAUUACUUUAAAGAGUAUAUAAUAGCUAAUCGACAAUGUUUUAGAUAUUUUUAAUUAUAAUGAUGACAUAACGGAUAAUUUUAAAAGACACUUGUGCCUAGUAUUUUCUAAAAUUUUUGUGUUUUAAUGCUGUGAUAGUAUUGUAUUUUUCCAUAUAUAUAUAUAUUAAAAAGAAGAAGAAAAAAAUCUCAACAUCAUGGCAUCAGCAGCUGAACAACCGCAGCAGACUACCCUGAAUUUUUAUCAGGCGAUGGCAGACUUUAAAAUUAUGUUCCCUGAAAUGGAUGAUGAUGUAAUUGAGGCAGUAUUACGCUCGAAUCAGGGGGCAGUCGAUACAACGAUUGACCAGUUGUUAUCAAUGAGUACAGAUAAUGAGAAUGAAAAGAUUCGCAGUGAAUUGGAACAAGACGAUGAGGUGCCCGGUGCAAAGGCCGUGAAAACGAUAAAAUCCGACGCCUCGAGUCGAUCGAAAAGCAUUCAAAAGUGGAAACCACCAUUAUUGGGACCAUUGCCAGAAACAUUUCUUCGUAUUCCACAACAAAUAAUUGAGGGUACUGAAGAAUUGGCACUUGAUAAUUCAUUGCUUGAAGACGAAAGAAUUGCCAUGUUUUUACAAAAUGAAGAAUUUAUGGCUGAAUUACGUUGGAACGAAGACUUUUUAUCUACCCUAGAGAAUGAUACAAAAUUACAAGGCACAAAAUGUGGAACCACUGCUGGUCAUGAGGAUGAGGAUUUGUUUAAGGAAAGAUUACGAAACAUGGGAAAAGUUUCCCGUCGCAAAUUUGCACAAUUAACGAAAGUUUUUACACGAAGCAAGAAACGAGGUGGUCGUCAGUUAUUGCCACCAACAGCAUCAUGCGAUGAUCUUUUGGAUCCCGAAGAAUCGUCCAGACCUCGAACUUAAGACUUGAAUAAAUUUGAAAUUCAUUCAUUUUUUUUUUUUUAGUGCCAUUCGUCGACGGGAUGGUGAAACCAAUUUUUUGAUUUUUCAACAAUCAUAAUUCCCGUUGUUUUCAACUUUGUGAUUUUUUUUUUCUGUUUGAAGAGCUUUAAAUGUGUUUAGGUAAGUUAAACAAAUUUUUAGAAAAUGGUUAAGGGGGUUUUUUUUUAUUGUUUUAUUUACAUAUAUAUUUAUUUGAAAUUUUUUUUUUUUAAUAUUUGAAAAACAUUUUUAAAUUGUAUGUGCAUUUUCCAUGACAUUUAAUAUUAUGGAGAAGAUAAAUUUUAUUGAUCAAUUAUUAACUGACUGAUUUUUUUUAAGAUUUAAAAAAUUUUUUAACUUGUUUUAUUUUUACGUGUAUAUCUGUAAGUUUUUAAAAGAUCUGUUUUUUUUCUUUCUUGAAAAAAAGACAUAUUACAUAUGUAUAAAUAUAUAUGAUCUCUAGAUUUAAAAAAUGAAAGGCUAAUAAAUAGGAAAGUUGCGUUUUGAAAGAAAUUUUAACUCGUAUGAAUAUUAUUAGGAGAAAAGGGAUGGGAGCACCAGUAAAAUAAAAAAAAAAAUUUUUACAUUUAUAAUUUUUCAAUAAUCUCUAUUUCUAAUUAGAAUGAAAUUUAAAAAACAUAUAUAUUUAACAUUGAAAAUUGAUUUAAAUUGAAAAUUUUAAUGCUAAUUAUUGCGAAUUUCGAUGAAUUUAAAUUUCAUGGGUGCUUCCUAGUUAUAAUUAAAAUUAAGAGAAAUAAAAUUUUAGCGAAACAAAAAGUGUUGAGACUAAAAAAUGAUUCCAAAAAAAAAGGGCUUUGAUUUAGAUUUUUAGAAAAUGAAAACAACCUAGUCAACGAGUGUCUGUAGCUAAUUAUUGUUUUCGUUCACAAUUUAUAAAAGCGCAACGAAAAAAUUUUUGUAAUUUUUAUUUUUUUUUUCAAUUAUUUUCUAUUUUAAAAGUAGUACAGGGUUUUAAUUCUUAAGUCGUUGCAAAAAAAAAAAAAAAAAAAAAAAAACGAGGAAAUAACCACUUUAAAAAUUUCCAUGAUUUGCAAAAUUCACGUCUAAAAUAAAAUAAUUGAAAUACAAAAUUUUAACAAUUGAAAAAUGAUAAAAAAAUAAAUAAAAUUAAAAAAACAUAUCGUUACACCGAACAUUUUUUACAUCUUAGAAUUUUUAAAAAGUGGUUAAUCCUUCGAGAAUCAGUUUUUAAAAUAAUAUCCCAGUGGCAUAUUACCUGUUAAUGUAGAAAUAUUUACACGAAUCAUAUUGGUAUAUAGAUAUUUAUAUAUUAUAGGUAUAAUAAUAGAAUUACGUAGAUAUAUGCAAAAAAAAGACAACUUUUUACAAAUAAUAUUAUAAUUUUCCAUAUUUCAAUUCUCAAAUUAUUAAAACAAAAAAAAAAAUUUUAUUUUGUUGAUAAUUUUAUUUUUGUUUCAAAUAUUAUUUUGUAAGACUGGUAAAACGUAAAAAAAAUCAUAAAAGAUAAUUAUCUAAACAAAAAAAAAUUUGUAAGAGAAAAUGUUUUAAUUUUCCUUUUGAAAAUACAUAAUUUUUUUUUUUCGUAUCGUCCUGUUGUAAAGAAGCGAUCGUAAAAAAAACAAUAGAAUGUGAUAGUAUUUAAGAAUAAAAUAACAAAAAAACGGGAUAGUAAAUAAAAACUAUCUAGAAGUAAUUGUGAUUUAUAAAAUAUAAUAUAAUAAUAAUAAUAAUAAUCAGUUUACAAGGUUUACAUAUUGUUAUCGUAAACACAAUUAUAUCGCAUCGAGAAUAUAAAAAAAUAAACUGAAACUGAAACAGUUCAAAAUUUGUUAUUUCUUUAUUGAAAUA
Leptopilina boulardi is the source of this 3015-nucleotide messenger RNA. Its product is annotated as CUE domain-containing protein 1. Gene Ontology annotation, molecular function: ubiquitin binding. The record is from RefSeq and is a predicted model, not a curated record. The coding region runs from base 460 to 1167 and encodes 235 amino acids. Lineage: Eukaryota; Metazoa; Arthropoda; Insecta; Hymenoptera; Figitidae. The transcript has 4 exons.